Messenger RNA from Lolium rigidum, 2234 nucleotides. RefSeq names its product probably inactive leucine-rich repeat receptor-like protein kinase At5g48380. The transcript is spliced from 3 exons. Gene Ontology annotation, biological process: protein phosphorylation. The record is from RefSeq and is a predicted model, not a curated record. Gene Ontology annotation, molecular function: protein kinase activity; ATP binding; protein binding. Bases 167 to 1978 code for a protein of 603 amino acids. Lineage: Eukaryota; Viridiplantae; Streptophyta; Magnoliopsida; Poales; Poaceae.
CCUACUCCCCUCACUACUCCUCUCCCCUUCCGCGCCUCGGGUCCUCCUCCCUGCUUCCCUCCUCACACCAGCCGACGGCGGGCGGGGCGAGCUUCAGGUGAAGCCUGAGCUUGCAAGUCGUUUCGCUCACGGAGGACGGGUGACGUUCAAUUAGUACAGGUGCCCGAUGGCAAAUCGUUACACUCCACUGAGGUUUAUUCCUCUGCUGUUGUUGAUCUCCGCUUGUUUCGCUUCUCAAGCCGAUAUCGAAUGCUUGAGAUCUGUUAAGCAGUCAGUCAUUGACCCCAAUGGUGUACUCAAUUCCUCAUGGAAUUUCAACAAUGCCACUGCUGGUUUCACAUGCAAAUUUACCGGUGUCGAGUGUUGGCACCCGGACGAGGACAGAGUUCUUUCUUUGCGCCUCAGCAACCUUGGUCUCCAGGGCUUGUUUCCGAGAGGUCUUCAGAAUUGCACCAGUAUGACUGGGCUGGACCUGUCAAGUAACAGCUUCACAGGGCCCAUCCCUGCAGACAUCUCCCGCGAAGUGCCCUAUUUGACAUCACUGGACCUCUCCUACAAUAGUUUUUCAGGCGGUCUCCCGCAGAAUAUAUCAAACAUGACAUACCUAAACACCCUCAGUCUCCAACAUAACCAGUUCAGUGGUCAAAUUCCACUGCAGUUCAGUCUUCUUACUCGGUUAACUGCAUUCAAUGUCGCAGACAACCAACUAUCAGGGCCUAUUCCAUCUACACUAAAGAAUUUCUCGGCGUCAAACUUUGCUGGUAAUCCAGGGCUAUGUGAAAGUCCAUUGGAUCGGUGCCAGGCUUCAUCAAAGAGCAAAAACACUGCGGCAAUCAUUGGAGCUAUUGUUGGUGUCGUAGUUGUGAUAAUAAUUGUUGUGAUAGUUGUGUUUGUGUGCCUGCGGAAAUUACCAGCCAAGAAGGCAAAAGCUGAUGAAGAUAAUAAGUGGGCAAAGAGUAUCAAAGGAACAAAAACAAUCAAGGUGUCUAUGUUUGAGAAUCCAGUUUCAAAGAUGAAAUUAAGUGAUCUUAUGAAGGCUACCAAACAAUUCAGCAACGAAAACAUCAUAGCUACUGGGAGGACAGGGACUAUGUACAGGGCAGUGCUACCUGAUGGUUCUUUUCUUGCUGUCAAAAGGCUACAAGAUUCACAGCAUUCUGAAUCACAGUUCACUGCUGAGAUGAAGACGCUAGGCCAAGUAAGGCAUCGCAACUUGGUUCCUCUCCUAGGAUUUUGCAUUGCUAAGAGGGAGAAGUUGCUGGUGUACAAGCACACGCCCAAAGGUUCACUCUAUGAUCAGUUACACGAAGAGGGAAAAGAUUGUAAGAUGGAUUGGCCUCUGAGGUUAAGAAUCGGCAUUGGUGCAGCAAAGGGCCUUGCAUAUCUUCACCACACAUGCAAUCCUCGAAUCCUUCACCGUAAUAUAAGUUCCAAAUGCAUCCUCUUGGACGAGGACUACGAGCCGAAGAUUUCGGAUUUUGGGCUUGCUAGGCUUAUGAAUCCCCUAGACACCCAUCUCAGCACCUUUGUCAAUGGAGAAUUUGGAGAUAUUGGUUAUGUGGCACCAGAGUAUGGGAGCACCCUGGUGGCCACGCCAAAGGGGGAUGUCUACAGCUUUGGCGUGGUUCUGCUCGAGCUUGUCACCGGUGAGAGGCCUACUCAGGUUUCCAAUGCUCCGGACAAUUUCAGAGGAAAUCUAGUAGAGUGGAUCACUUACCUGUCGAACAAUUCGAUUCUACAAGACUCAAUCGACAAGUCGUUGAUCGGGAAGGACGCUGAUAGUGAGCUGAUGCAAUUCCUGAAAGUCGCAUGUUCUUGCACAGUCUCCACUGCGAAAGAGAGGCCCACCAUGUUUGAGGUUUAUCAGCUCCUCAGAGCCAUAGGGGAGAAGUACCAUUUCUCGGCCGGGGAUGACUUGAUGCUGCCACCUCUAACCACGGAUGGAGAAACACCAGACGAGCUUAUCGUCGCCAUGUAACUGCAAAUCAAGUAUGAUCCUGAGCAAAGGCGCUCCACCUUGUAUGAUCCUUAUUUUUUCGAUGGGCAUUACCAUGCUCGAGUAGCAGCGGUACGCUGCAUGCACUGUUGUGUAUAUAUAGUUCUUGUAGUUUGGUUCUUCUCCACCCUUGGGCGGUGGUGCUAGUAGCAGCGAGGAUAAUUUUCAUAUGACCUGCUUGGGAAAGUGGUACCUGUUAGUUAGCUAAUUCUUGUGUCACUAUGUGAUUAUGCCAUUA